UGGUGGAAUGCUUUUGGUGGACUUAGCAUUGAGCUUCAAACACUAGCAAUGCGCAUCACAAGCCUUUGUUGUUCAUCUUCCGGUUGUGAGCGCAAUUGGAGCACAUUUGAGUUUAUCCAUACAAAGAAAAGAAACCGCUUAGAGCAUAAGAGAUUGAACGACUUGGUCUAUGUUCAAUACAAUCGUAAAAUUGCAAGUAGGUUUCAAAAGAUGCGUGAAGAAGGGUCCAACUUUAAUCCAUUGGUCUUAGAAGAGUUCCAAUGGGACAAUGAAUGGAUUAAUGGUGGUGAAUCUAAUGAUGAUGUUCAUCCCGGAGGUAUCUUUCAGGGAGGCAUGUUAAUGAAGCAAUUGGUGCAUCAAACAACCUUGAGGGCUCUCAUCUUUCUACGAGAGCUCACGCAGGGGAAGUUUCACGUGCACAAGUGUUGAGCUAUUCACGACGCCGCAAUGCUUCUACUAGUACUUCUGGUUCUAGGAUAGAUGAGGAAGAACAAAAUGAAGAAGAGCAUUUUCCUAAUGAUGAUGAAGACAUUGAAGAUGAUGAUGAUGUUCAAGAUGAUGAUGACCAAGUGGGAAAUGAAGAUAAUAAUGAUGACAAUGAGGGAGAAAGAAAUAUUGAUGACUUCUUGAUGGACC
Messenger RNA from Ipomoea nil (Japanese morning glory), 636 nucleotides. RefSeq lists its product as uncharacterized. The record is from RefSeq and is a predicted model, not a curated record. Gene Ontology annotation, molecular function: protein dimerization activity. Bases 49 to 429 code for a protein of 126 amino acids. NCBI's taxonomy places the organism in Eukaryota, Viridiplantae, Streptophyta, Magnoliopsida, Solanales, Convolvulaceae. The transcript has 2 exons.